AUGCUGAAACCCGUCCGGAGCGGCCUGUUGGCGAUCGUGGGCGUGCUGCUCUUUCACGCGGCCGGCGGCGUGAACAGCCAGUGCUGGCAGAGCAGCAGGUGUCGGGAGCUCAGCACGGAAGCUGGCCUUGUGGAGUGCAUCAAAGCCUGCAAGCUGGACCUGUCUGCAGAGUCACCUGUGUACCCAGGUAAUGGCCACCUGCAGCCUCUGUCUGAGAACAUCCGGAAGUACGUCAUGAGCCACUUCCGCUGGAACAAGUUCGGCAGGAAGAACAGCAGCAGCGUCGCUGGCCACAAGCGAGAAGAGAUCCCCAGCAAUCUCCUUUUUGGCUUCUUCCCUGAUGCUUCCCCAGCUCAAAGAGGAGACAAAGAAGAAGAAGGAGCUGCCCUCGAAAGGCAAGACAGCAAACGAUCCUACUCAAUGGAGCAUUUCCGAUGGGGGAAGCCAGUAGGCAGGAAGAGGAGACCCAUCAAGGUCUAUCCCAAUGGGGUGGAAGAGGAGUCCGCUGAGAGCUAUCCACUGGAGUUCAGAAGAGACCUCUCUAAGGACCUGGACUACCCCGAGUUCGAGUCUCUGGAAAGCCCAGAGAGCGAGGAAGAGAUGGUCUCAGAGGAGGAAGAGAAAAAAGAUGGAGGGUCCUACAAGAUGCACCAUUUCCGAUGGAACACCCCACCCAAAGACAAGCGAUACGGGGGCUUCAUGACAUCGGAGAACAGCCAGACUCCUUUAAUGACUCUUUUUAAGAAUGCCAUCAUAAAAAAUGCCUAUAAGAAAGGCCAGUAA
Messenger RNA from Mauremys mutica (yellowpond turtle), 783 nucleotides. It is a transcript of the gene POMC, whose product is annotated as proopiomelanocortin. NCBI's taxonomy places the organism in Eukaryota, Metazoa, Chordata, Testudines, Geoemydidae. The transcript has 2 exons. Bases 1 to 783 code for a protein of 260 amino acids. The record is from RefSeq and is a predicted model, not a curated record. Gene Ontology annotation, cellular component: extracellular region. Gene Ontology annotation, molecular function: hormone activity.